AUGCCUGCCAUGUGGCAUCAUAUUGUCCAAGCCUUCCCCGCAGAUAGUCGGUCGUCCGAAGAAGAUGACUCUUCUGAGGACCAGGGAUGGCGUUCCAACAAUUUGAAGAUGGUGCAGCGGCGGGCUGAACCAACAUCCACAUGGACGUCGUUUGUCAUGAUGACCAUGACGACGACCGUUGACCGAACUGCGCUACCACCGUCUUCGGCUUCCAGGACCAACUCGGGGUCGCUUGCACCACCGUCAAUCACACCGCCCGGGAUACCUUCCACAACGGCCUUGAAUGACGCAGUCACCUCCAACUCUUCUGCCAUAGCUGUCUCAGUUCCCAAUGGUAACUUUCCGCUCCCGCUGAACAACACUGCGCCAACAAAUUCGACACUGAUACCCACCACACAAGCGCCGACCUCGAUAUCGACUACAUCGAUACCGUCUACCUCACCCUCUUCCUCGUCCUUCUCCUCAGACGUCCCAGAGUUCAAUACGACCCAGGUCCCUCCAGCUCUUCCCAGCUCACCAAAUAACAGCAGUGGCCUGAGUCCGAAGCAGGUCACAGCGGUCAUCGCCUCGGUGAUCUCGGUAGUAUUCAUCCUGGCCGUCCUCGGUAUUCUCUUCCGCCUCUUCGUGAUCCGACGUCGUCAGAGACUCGCACGCCAACGACAGCAGCGAAGCAUGGGGAAUCUACCGCCUGAUGCGGCCCUCCCGUCGAUGGCGGCCGCAGCUGCUAGCCGGAAGACUACCCACUCUGUCGCCACAAAGAAUCACAGCUCACUGGGCGGCGAAGUUCGCGUUAUCAUUGACCGCUCUCCGCUUGAAGCGCAGGCGUGGACCACACAACUAUGGCCCAUGCCUCCGGGACACCCGGGCAGCCGGUACACGUACCAUACAGGGACGAGUACGAUGACAGGAACCGGUUCCACGACGACAGAGGCUGGUAUCACCGAAGCUUUCAAGGCCGACUCGUUUGACAAGAAGAUCAACCUGGGUGUCGGUGCCUACCGUGACGACAAAGGCAAGCCCUACGUCCUCCCCUCCGUCAAGACCGCCGAGCAGAAGGUCGUGUCGGCAGGCCUGAACAAGGAGUACGCCGGCAUCACUGGUGUUCCCGACUUCACCAAGGCCGCUGCCCAGCUCGCCUACGGCAAGGACUCGUCCGCCCUCGACCGCCUCACCAUCACCCAGUCCAUCUCCGGCACCGGUGCCCUGCGCAUUGGCGCCGCCUUCCUCGAGCGCUUCUACCCCGGCGACAAGACCAUCUACAUCCCUACGCCAUCAUGGGCCAACCACAAGGCCGUCUUCAACGACGCCGGGCUGAAGGUCAAGCAGUACAGCUACUACGACAAGAAGACCAUCGGCCUGGACUUUGACGGCAUGCUGUCCGACAUCAAGGCCGCCCCCAAGGGCAGCAUCUUCCUGUUCCACGCCUGCGCCCACAACCCUACCGGUGUCGACCCGACAGAAGAGCAGUGGAAGGAGAUCAGCGAGGCCGUCAAGGCUCAGGACCACUACGCCUUCUUCGAUAUGGCCUACCAGGGCUUCGCCAGUGGUAACACUGACAAGGACGCCUUUGCUGUGCGCUACUUUGUCCAGCAGGGUCACAACAUCUGCCUGGCUCAGAGUUUCGCCAAGAACAUGGGUCUCUACGGUGAGCGUGUAGGUGCCUUCUCCAUCGUUGCCGCCUCGGCCGAGGAGAAGAAGCGCAUCGACUCCCAGAUCAAGAUCCUCGUGCGACCCCUGUACUCGAACCCGCCCAUCCACGGUGCCCGCAUCGCCUCCGAGAUCCUGAACAACCCGGCCCUGUACGAGCAGUGGCUGGCCGAGGUCAAGGAGAUGGCCGACCGCAUCAUCACCAUGCGCGCCCUGCUCAAGGACAAUCUCGAGAAGCUGGGCAGCAAGCACGACUGGAGCCACAUCACGUCGCAGAUCGGCAUGUUCGCCUACACCGGUCUCGACGCUUCCCAGAUGGACCAGCUGGCCCAGGAACACAGCGUCUACGCCACCAAGGACGGACGUAUCAGCGUCGCUGGUAUCACGACCGAGAACGUCGGUCGUCUGGCCGAGGCCAUCUACAAGGUCAAGGGUUAA
Molecule: messenger RNA, 2085 nt
Organism: Anthostomella pinea
Lineage: Eukaryota; Fungi; Ascomycota; Sordariomycetes; Xylariales; Xylariaceae
Source: the annotation of a GenBank genome assembly